This is a messenger RNA of Anguilla anguilla (European eel), 1446 nucleotides long. It is a transcript of the gene tpgs2, whose product is annotated as tubulin polyglutamylase complex subunit 2. The transcript has 7 exons. Gene Ontology annotation, biological process: protein polyglutamylation. The record is from RefSeq and is a predicted model, not a curated record. Lineage: Eukaryota; Metazoa; Chordata; Actinopteri; Anguilliformes; Anguillidae. The coding region runs from base 139 to 1011 and encodes 290 amino acids.
ACAGCGAAAAUGUAUCUUGGUAACAGGACACGAGCCAAAUAAAAUGAAUGAGUGAGUGAAAUACAAAAAAUAGCACUACCAAGCGAGUUACGUGAAACAUUUAUCUUUUUAUUCAGGAAACAAUAAAACAAUUUAGUCAUGGAGGACAUCAGGGAUGCAAGAGGAUUUAAAGGGUUUGUGGAAAGACUGACUCUCGGUAUUACCCGGGUGCUUGAAGGUUUGCCGGGGGUGACGGACGUGCGUUUUGUGGAGAGGGAGCCGGUGGAGAGACGCUGCCUCAUGUCCUGGGAACAUAGGAACGACUGUGAGCUGCCCGAGGACUUGCGAGAUUUCUAUCUUACUACGGAUGGUUUCACCCUGACCUGGUGCACGAAGCUGGAAAGUGAGGCGGUACCCCUGGGCAGCAUGGUGAUCAACAGCCUGGCCAAGCUCCUCCCUCUCAGCCAAUCAGCAGUCUUCUCCCUGCCCAACAUGCCCACGCUGUCCGACCUGGACAGCCAGGAGGAACCGGAAGAAUCAGACGACCCCCCAGGGGUGCCCCACUUUGGCGAGCGCAGCCGUAUUUUCGAGCUGGACCCCUGUGGCGGGAACGGAAAGGUGUGCCUCGUCUACCGGAACUGCAGCCAAGACAGGGAGGCGCAGGACAGUGAGGUGUGGUUCCUGGACAGGGCUCUGUACUGGCACUACAUCAGCUCCUCCUUCACGGCCUACUACCGGCUGAUGAUCACGCACCUGGGCCUGCCCGAGUGGCAGUACAACUUCACCCCUUACGGGCCCAGCCCCCAGGCCAAGCAGUGGGCGUGUCUCUAUCGACCGCUCACGGCCCAUGGCGACGCCCACGUGGACUCCAACGGGGAUCCCAUCGUCAACAGGCUGGACCUCAGCAGGGCAUUUCGGGGAAAGGUCAAGCCCCUCGCGCCCAAGAAGAAGUCCCCCGCCCAGCCUGGAGGGGGCGGGGGCACCCCAAAGGCACACGGGGGUUCGGCGAGACUGAGCGGGACCCGGCGGUGAAGGGACCCCCCCCUCGGUGGGCCGGUUCCUGAGUGAGAGAAACUCAAAGGGCUUUCACACCCCGCCCCCAGACCUGCCCUCCCGUCCAGGCUCCGCCCCUUUUCCUGUAAUGAACUCCAAUAAGAGCUGAGAGCAGUCCUGCCAAGGCUGCUCCCCCUGUUGGUUUUGGCAGCUGUGUAUGUGUGUGAGUGUGUGUGUGCAUGUGCUUGUGUGUAGAGGCUUUUUCAGGGUACCUAAUGUAGUGUCGGUGUGGGUGACUGUGUAUGUGUGUUUACCUGUGUGUGUCUGCAUGCCUGUGUUUUCUUUGGCAAAGCCAGGCCCUCCCUCACACAGAAGUCGUCCUGUAUAUACACUGAUGUAUUUAUUUCAGUCUUCCCUGGCAUGUUUCCUGUAUGGAAUGCUCUGUGUACUAAUUAAACGCGGUUUCUCACUGCA